Molecule: messenger RNA, 1462 nt
Organism: Dermacentor andersoni
Lineage: Eukaryota; Metazoa; Arthropoda; Arachnida; Ixodida; Ixodidae
Biological process (GO): proteolysis
Source: RefSeq, a predicted model, not a curated record
ACGUUUUGUUGUUUUUCGUUCAAGAAACUACCCUUCUACUCCCAUAAAAAUUUCCUCGCGCUUGCUUUUUUUUUUUUUUUCAGGAACGCGCCGGAAGACGGAGCACGAAGCCGUCGAGUGCAACACCACGUUUUGCAAAGCGGAAGCCAGCUACCUGUCCAACAUAAUCCACAGCGGCCGCAACCCAUGUGACAAUUUCUACAAGUACGUGUGCGCAGACUGGCAGUCCGUGUCCAGCGACUCUCAGCAAUACGACACUACCGACGACGCCCUCACGGGCUCUGUGGAAGAGAUGGCAAGAACAGUGCUGGACGGUGGUAAGCCGGCCGAAUUCCAGCCCCUGUUCAACCUCUGGACAGCUUGCACAAAAACAGGUACCGUCAUGGAUGAUGAACUGAAGAAUGUGCUAGCAUCCUUUGGACUCAAGGUUAGCAAGGCCGCUACAGUCACUACAAGCGACGUGCUGCAGGCGGCGGGUAUCCUGCUGUACAAGCUCGACAACGCGCCCAUCGUCUCCGUGGAGCUGAUUACGAAUCCUCCGAACACAUCGUCGAAGUUAAUAGCGUUAGGGGAGCCAGACAUCCUCGUGAGCCGAGCGGACGUCGCGCUUGACGCCAGCAAGAAGAAACUCUCAUCUCUGGCCUGCAAGUUUUUCACCUCGUGGGCGCCGUCGGGAGACCAAAGCGACACCCUGUGCGACGCUGUAGCGGACGUCGCCUUCGAACUGGCCAAGUUGUCGCUGCUCGACAAGCAUGUUACAGACCAAAUGAACUUCUACGCGGUCACCUCCCAUGCAUACGUCCGUAUGUUUAUGCCGUUGCUCUCCAUGAUGAACGGAACGAAGGAUUACUUGGGCAAUAACGCCACGUACCUCGUAAAGAACAGCGUGCAAAUGGGGGCACUAAAAGAUCUCUUGGAGUCUAAGCCGAGCGACGUGCUGGCCUACAUGGCGUUCCACACGACCGUCUACCUGUCCCCCUACCUGAAAGGAAAGGAGGAUCUCUGGGGCCACGCCAUGUUCAUGCUGACCGGAAGCCAGCGGCCGCAGCCGGUGCCUAAGUGGCGGCUCUGCCUGCGGCUCGUCGACAAGCUCCUGCCCGGUCCUCUGGUGGUGGCCUUCGAGAUGGCCGACAGCAGCAAGCCCUUCUUCGCCGACCUUGUGGCACGUAUAGUCGAGUAUUACCACGUGCUUUUGGGCCAACUGUCUCAGUAUAACGAAACCACAGAACUCAAGUGUUUAUAUUGUCAAGGUCAACUUAGGCAGUAACGCUGACAAAGACGCGACCUUAUGCGGACAGUAAAGCAACGUAUAGUUUGGGGCGUCAGUUUGCUAUUAUUGUUUAUUGUGACAUUCUCUCGCAAAAUCGCUUUUAGUAUAUCCCAUCGCUUUCCUUCCUCGUUACAAGAUAUAUUUGUUGCCCUCGCUUCAUUGCGGUGACGGAGCUCAUAAUUUGCGAAGAAC